GGAGGUAAGAUGUCUGGAGAAGAUCCCCAAAACCAGGGGAGUGACUGAAGGGAAUGAUCAAGCAACAGCGAUACAUUGGCUCAGAAAGGUGGGUCCAACGAGGGGAUAAUUUGGUCAAUUAAAAAGAUCAAUCAAUGCUCAACUGACAUCAAUUGAGAGAGGGCCUAAACAGGCACCAUAUAAAAAGGCAGACAUGGCAGUGUUGACUCAGGGUGGGUGAUAUUUUUCUUUCGGUGGUGGUGGUGGGGGGGGGAGUUGGUGGAAAGUGGGUGAAAAGAAGAAGAAAGAAAGAAAGAGAGAAGAAAGUUGGGAGAGAAAUGGAAGGAGUUGUGUACUCGCCACUCAAUGCCUAUUCUUAUGGCUCUUACUCCCCAAAGCCGAGGCAACAAAACUGGAGGCAGAGGAGCUCCCACCACCAGCAGCAGCAGCAGCAACAACAGGGAGGAGGGGGCGGCGAGGGGGGGGAUUACCUGGACAACUACAAGAGGGCGCAGCUCAAGGCCAUCCUGUCCCAGGUGAACCCCGGCCUCACCCCGCGCCUGAGGAAGGGCAACACCCGGGAGGUCGGCAUCCAGGUCAACCCCAAGGUGGACGCCUCGGUGCAGUGCUCGCUGGGGCCCCGCACUCUGCCCCCCCGACCCGGGGAGCGCUCGGCCGCCCCGGCCCCCGCCCCGGCCCCGCCCGCCCCCGCGCGCUUCUCCCGCCCCGCCGGGCUCUACUCGUCGGUUUUCCAGCGGCGUCAGGUCCCGCAGCUGCAGCCCGAGCCCGAGGGGAGGGAGCCCGGCCCGGGGGGGGCGGCGGCCGCCGGGCAGCCGGAGCCGGAGCCCCAGGGUCCGGGCGCCGCAGCCCCCGAGCCCGGAGACCAGGAGACCGCGCAGCACACACCGGGACUCCAGGACAGUCAGGACCCCCGGGGGGGCACCGAGGAGCAGAAGUUCAGAUUUCAGUUCCUGGAACAGAAAUACGGAUAUUAUCACUGCAAAGACUGCAACAUCCGAUGGGAAAGUGCUUACAUCUGGUGUAUUUCGGGAACGAACAAGGUUUACUUCAAGCAGUUCUGUCGCAAAUGUGAUAAGGGAUACAAUCCAUACAGAGUGGAACCUAUUCUUUGCCAGACUUGCUCCAAAACUCGCUGCACUUGCCCUCAGAAGAAGAGGCACAUUGAUCCAAGGAGACCUCAUCGUCAGGAGCUGUGUGGCCGUUGCCGGGGCAAGAGGCUUUCCUGUGACAAUACCUAUAGCUACAAGUAUAUUGUCUGAAUGAUGCCUCCAGUGUAUGCAAUUUUUGCCAACAAUGUUGGAACUAAUAUAGUACUUGAGGCUACUGACUUGGCAUGGAUAAUGGAUUUUUUGUAUUUCCUAUUUAGCAUGAUUGUAUAGUGUAAAUGUGCAAUAGAAAUUAAAUUAUUAAAGCAC
This is a messenger RNA of Callorhinchus milii (elephant shark), 1415 nucleotides long. RefSeq names its product zygote arrest 1-like. The record is from RefSeq and is a predicted model, not a curated record. The coding region runs from base 318 to 1259 and encodes 313 amino acids. Gene Ontology annotation, cellular component: cytoplasm. Gene Ontology annotation, molecular function: mRNA base-pairing post-transcriptional repressor activity. NCBI's taxonomy places the organism in Eukaryota, Metazoa, Chordata, Chondrichthyes, Chimaeriformes, Callorhinchidae. Gene Ontology annotation, biological process: translation. The transcript has 5 exons.